AUGUCCUUAUUGUCAAAUAAUACGUUAUGCAAGAAGUUUGAGUGUGGAACAUGUGGAAAAAUCUAUAAAAGACACUCUGGUUUAGAAAAUCAUAUAUUAAAAGUUAAAGAAGCUAAUACUAUGAGACCGACAGUUUAUGAUUUGCCUGAGAAAGCUAUUGAAGAAACGCGACAGGCUUUGGUUUAUCAUAUAAAAGAAAAACUAAAAAAAAAUUCAAGACAUGUUGGGGGUGUUCGUAUUAUGGUUAGUUGCACAGAAAGUCAAUUUUUUGGCGUUUUUAAAGGAUAUAUACACGAUUAUUAUCCAAAAACGGGAAAUUAUAAGUGUAUUUUUAAAGGUGUUAGUUCUUACCAUACGCUAUCAAAUGUAUUGGGAGAUGAUAAUUGGGGUAUCAAAUAUUUUUCACAGCAACAACAAACAUUUGUUUUAUCAUACCAACAAUCACCAAAUCCGAAUGAUCCUGAUCCUCUCCAAGAACCUGAUCCUCUUCAAGAACCUGAUCCUCUUCAAGAACACGAUCCUCUUCAAGAACACGAUCCUCUUCAAGAAUCUCUACAAGAUCAAAAUAAGACAUCAAUGCAUACAGCUAAAAAACGACGAAUAUAUAAACCUAAACCCAUACAAAUCGUGAUUUGCUGGAAGAGAAAAACAAAAUCAGAUGUGCGUAGUAUUGUAUAUUCAUCAGGGUUUAUUUUUAUAAAUUUUACAAUUUCACGUACAAGAGUUAUAGAAAAUUUUUAUUAA
This is a messenger RNA of Rhizophagus irregularis DAOM 181602=DAOM 197198, 744 nucleotides long. RefSeq lists its product as uncharacterized. NCBI's taxonomy places the organism in Eukaryota, Fungi, Glomeromycota, Glomeromycetes, Glomerales, Glomeraceae. The record is from RefSeq and is a predicted model, not a curated record.